Messenger RNA from Magnolia sinica, 1147 nucleotides. RefSeq lists its product as uncharacterized. The coding region runs from base 323 to 1018 and encodes 231 amino acids. The record is from RefSeq and is a predicted model, not a curated record. Lineage: Eukaryota; Viridiplantae; Streptophyta; Magnoliopsida; Magnoliales; Magnoliaceae. The transcript has a single exon.
AACCGUUAGAUCGUUUGGUCCACAUGAUCGAGAGAAAUCCGACGGUUCUGGUGAUAUAUCUCCCCAAACCCUUUCUCAAAAAAAACCUGCCGUUGUUCUUCAACACGGCCGAAUUCUUUCAUCGAGGGAACGGAUCUGGACAUUUUCCAAUCCGUAACCCUUUCUUCCCUCCCCCAAUUCAUCUCUUCUUCAUCCCAAUCUCCCCAUUCCUGCAAUUUUUCAAAAGAAAUCAGAGAAAAGACGAAAAAAAUCUCAUCUCCAUUUCCGCUUUUUUAUUACCCGAUAUUCCUGUAUCGGACCCGAUACGCCAUCAUCAGCAGAUAUGACACACCAGAUCUUUAUAUCUGACCCACAACGCCGGUCUCCGAUCCUAUCGAAGCAAUCCUCAUCGUCUUCCCACUUUUCCGAUGCCGUCAGUAGGCGGACCUCCAUUACAUCAUCACCGGACAUGACUCACCGGAUCGUCUUACGCACAAAUUCCGGCCGGCUACGCCGACAGCCGUUUCUAUCAAAUCAAUCAUCGUCGGCUUCGUCGCUGAUGAUGAGCUCCCGCCACACACAAACAUCGUCGGCUGCUGACGUGUCACAUCAGAUCACCGUCGGUACAAAACCCGAGAGCGUGCAUCAACGGCAAUCACUUCAAUUGAAGAAAUCCCAAUCGAAUUCCCAAACGAUGAGUUGCAAUUUUGCUGAGGUGGCAGGUGGGACCACCGCCGAGUGUGCGGUGGUCGUCUGCUGCUGUCCUUGCACUGUCGUGGAUCUUCUCGUCCUUGCCGUCGUGAAAUUGCCGGCGGGUCUCUGCCGGCGGGCGCUACGGAAGAAGGUUCAUAAGAGGAGAAUCGGACUGCUACAACCGAAACGUUUCGAGGAUGAGGAUAUGUAUGUGGGCAUGUGCGUAACGGCCGGCACGUGGCCUGAGAAGUCACCGGCGACGGCCGUGUCGGAGAUGGAGGAAGAGAUGUGGAAUACCUUCUUCAAUACCGGCUUCUGGAGGAGUCCUUCUGCAAGAGAGAAUUAACGGUAAAAACGGUAAAAACUGCCGUAUACAUGUAUGUGUACAUGUCCCAUACAAAUGCAGAUGAUUUUUACAAUGUAUAGGGGAAGAUCUUUGAGCAAUAAUACGGUGCAUAUGUGGGCCGCUAGCUGA